Molecule: messenger RNA, 3569 nt
Organism: Pieris rapae (cabbage white)
Lineage: Eukaryota; Metazoa; Arthropoda; Insecta; Lepidoptera; Pieridae
Product: nose resistant to fluoxetine protein 6
Exons: 14
Coding region: 47-1999 (650 amino acids)
Molecular function (GO): acyltransferase activity, transferring groups other than amino-acyl groups
Source: RefSeq, a predicted model, not a curated record
CAUCCUUCGACCGACAGACGUGUGUAUCGCGAGUUGAACGUUGAAAAUGAAAAUCGUGUUGUUUUUAAUAAUAUUUGUGCAUGGAAGUUAUGGUGUUAUUUAUAGACUUAAUGAUUCAAUGUACGAUCGAAUGCCUCCACUCUACAAGAUGGACAACUACGAAGGGUGCUUGGAAAAUAGCACAAACCGGUACUGCCUAGUACACUUCACGCUCGUGUCAGAGGAACCAAAUGACCUUUUAUAUAUGAUCCAGGAAUACUCAAUGAAAGAAACUACACAUUUAAACUAUACCUAUCUCAGAUAUGGGCUAUGCCUCAAACAUAAGUGUGAUAAUUAUAAAGGUGACAAAAGUAUCACUUCAAGAGAUCAUCUUGGGACAUGUCUUAACGAUACGUUUUCGAAAAACUACGGAUUAAAAACAGUGAUCACAGACGUUACUUGCGACGCAAUUCAACAUGAGAGGACAAUGAACUUUGAUAUGACAGAUGUGGGUGUUGCAACUGCAUUACUUUUAAUCGUAGCGUUAAAUAUUAUUGGAAGUAUAUAUGACGCUAUUACUGUAAAUGAAAAACAUCAAGAUCAAAAGUUUCUUUUAUGUUUUUCGAUUCGCCAAAACUGGAAGAGGCUAUCUUCAUGUUCAGACGCUGGCGAUGAAAUGAGUCGGUUUCAGGUUUUGUAUAGCAUAAGAUCAUUAAUUAUUAUAGGAGUGAUAUCGUCACAUGUUUUAUUACCCUUUCUUCUCAUAGGAAAGGAAACGAAAGGGAUGGAAGACAGUUACCUCAAUCCAAUUCAAGCGAUGUUUCUAAGUGGGCCAUUGCUGAUACAAACAUACUUUGUGAUGUCAGGCUUCCUGUUAGCCUACAAAAUGCAAAUAUAUUUCAAAAGGAAUAAAGUGAACUUAAUCUUUUUACCACGCCUGAUAUUCUUCCGUUGGUUGAGAUUAACACCUCCAUAUGCAGUACUGCUAGCUUUUAUGGCCACAUGGUUGAGAUUUUUCAAAACGGGCCCAUUUUGGGAGAUCUCAGCUGGCGUGGAGAUAGCUGAUUGUCGGAAUCGAUGGUGGUUUAAUAUACUAUAUAUUAACAAUUACAUAUACCACGCACAGUGCAUGCCGCACAGCUGGUAUAUAGCAGCUGACAUGCAGUUGUACGUCCUAGGUGCAGUAUUGUGUCUAAUACUUAGAUAUAUCAAGAGGCCAAUAAGGAUUUUAUUGCCGCUGUUUCUUGUCGCUCUUUUGGUGCCAGCUGUCCACACUUAUCUGCAGGAUUUAGAUCCCAUGCUGCUUUUAAAACCGACAGGCUGCGGUACAUUCUUCGAUAGCGAUAGAACAUAUAACGAAGUGUACAAAAGAGGCCACACGAAUAUAGUCAGUUUUAUAAUCGGAUUAAGCACGGGAUACAUACUUAUGAAUAUUUGGAAGACCAAAGUUGCAUCUAUCAAAAGAUAUAAGAAAUAUUUCUUCCUACUUUGGUUCAUCAUUCCCAUCGGAGCAGUCUUCAUGUAUAUUGGAGGUUCGGUGUUCUACAGGGACGCACCCCGGGACUCGAUAUAUGUACGAACUAUAUUUGCGAUGAUUUCAAGACCAUUUAUGGGGUUUUUGGCUGGCUUCUUUAUAUUAGGAAUGAUUUUGAAAAUUGAAAGUUUGAAAAUAAAUGACGAUACAUUAAAAGAUCGCAGUAUCAUUCGUACUUGGCGGCAUCGAGCGAAAGACUUUCUCCGCGUGAUAAUGAAUUGGGAUGGCUGGAUGAUACCAGGGAAAUUAUCCUAUUGCGUAUACUUACUACACUUCCCUAUCAUCAGGAUUACCACGUCGGUGAUCACUACACUAAUUCCUUCAUCGCCGCUUUUAAUUAUAGCAGCAUUGAUUGUUCUCACUGUAGUAUCCUUCAUAUUAGCAGUUCCUUUAUCCUUAAUGGUGGAGAUCCCCUUUAUACGUCUCAUCAAGGAAUGCUCUAGACAAACGCCAAAGAUUGGAGACGGAAUAACCACACGACUGUGAAGAGAGAAUAUUACCGGAGGUCUGAAGGGGUCUGAAGGGGUCUGAAGGGGGUCUGAAGUCUGGUCUUAAAAGAUGUUAGACGGUUUUUUUUUGUUUCAAGUCAGACACGUUCAUGGAUAUUCAAGGCAAGUGGAAGUUCGUAAACCAAAUUAUUGUUUCCAGUAAACUAAAACACAAGCAUGACAGCAUGGUUUUGGUGAUUUAGUUAGGAUUUUUUAUUUAUACUGAGUGGGUGUGUGAUAUAAGAUGUAUGCUAAAGUGUGUUUAUAAGAACUACAUUAGGUGUACAUUUCGUCUCAAUAUAUCAUGUAAAAGUACCGUCAAUGAUUUUAUUACGGUUAUAGCGGUAUUGAUAGUACAAUUCUAAGAGUAUGAUGUCCAGUCCAGAACUAGCAUAAAUUUCGGCAUAUGUCAAAUAACCAAAACGUACAGCGCCAAGUACUUUUCUUGACCGGCGGCUGAAAUUAGUAGGUACCGUCGCCAUUUUGAAAUUUGGUGCGUACAAUAAAUAAUUUUACUUUUUAAUAAAAUCCAAAUAGUGUAUUUAUUUUUAUUCCUUGCAUUAUUAAUUACAAUGUCAAGGUUUUAAUUAUCGAACGGUUUUGAUAGCUAGGUAUUUUAAAAGGUAUUAUAUUAAGAGUACAUGAAACAAAGCCUAUCAUAUCAUUGUUCAUAAGUUUGUAUCACAUUUAUUGAAGCUUAUAACUGUAUUUUCUAGAUGUAUUGUAAGGUAUUUAAAUAAAUUGUUAGGUUAGCCUGCAUGACUUCAAAUUAUUCCCCUUAAUGGUUACUUUUUAUUUACUGGCAAUACGAAUCCAUGACAGUGACAUUUCCCGGCGAAGAAAAGUAUGCGUACACUGUAUUAGAUUUUGCGCUAAUACAUUUGACAUCCGAGCAUGUCCAUUCUAAAUCUUGCCCCAAGAUAGCAGGUCUAGAUUCAAGACGCAGAUAAUGAAACUUUAAGCUUAGAAAAGACUUAUUAUUAAUGAGUGAACGCUAAAUGUGUGUAUAUUAUCAUAAGAUAGUAUUAUAAGUUAUUGUACAAAUGAAAACCAACAGGGAUUAUAUGCAUUUUGUUUAGGUAAUUUAUUAGAUGUAUUACCCGCACAGGUAAGACUUAGCACAUUGCUAAGACAUAUUAACGAUAAGAUUUGUUUUUUUUAGCUCGAGUCUUGGUUACUUGGUAAAAUUGAACUUUUGAAUAACAUUUUUCAACAAGUUUUAAGAGCUGCAAAAUGUAUUCAUUUAUAUAUUAGAAGAUGCUUCGCUUGUUUUCUUGAUGGCUUGAUUAUAAUAUUCGUCGUAGCACAAUUCAAUUAUGUUCCGUGAACAAAAUGUUAUCAUUGAUAAAUAAGUUGUAAGAUUGCCUGAUGCUAUAUAUAUCCACCAUACUAUAAACACCUAAUUUAACAAAUGCAUUGUUACUACGAGUAACAUAAAAUCUAAAUAUUAAUUUAUAUGGGUAAGAUAAUUUACUACACUAAGGGCCUAUUUCACAAUGUCCGGAUAAGUUCAAAUAAGCUAUUUGUUACUUAUUGGUAUGAUAAAUAGUAUUUUUGCGUUUCACGAC